CAAAGUCAAAUCCCGUUCGUUUUUAUUUGAAUAACAACAGUAAAAAUUCUUUGGAAGUAAAUUCUGACCACGGGAAGGUUCUCCUGUCAGUCCGGGUAAAGGGUUCAAAUCUCCCACCAACUCUCCAGACGGACUGGUAGAUCCCGGAGUAGCGGCUCGGGGUGGGCAGGGUUGGCACAUGACAGACUGAACCAGAACUUUCUAGCAGCCGGAGCCGCUGCAACACGUCCGGAGCAGGUGCUCCCAGUUCGGUUCGGACGUUUCUCCGUUUUUUACCGGAUAAAGUCGCUCCGUGGAGGCUUCAGCAAACCCUGCAGGUCGGACUCCAGCCAGCGAGCCGCCUGAACGAGCAACCCAGCCUGUUUACACUGGGACUAACGGCUAAGCUACAUCCGAAGACUAUUUACAUGGGGGCUAACACGAAGACUAACGGCUAAGCUCCAUCUACAGACUGUUUACAUUCAACUGGUUGAGUAGCUAACGGCUUAUUAGCAGGCUAAGCUACUUCCACAGCCUGUUUACAUUGGGGCUAACGGCUAAGCUACAUCCGAAGACUGUCUACAUUCUACCGGUUGAGUAGCUAACGGCUACUAGCAGGCUAAGUUACAUCCAUUGCCUGUCUACAUUACUCCGGUUAAGAAGCUAACGGCUGUCAGCAGGAUGUUCGGCUGCCUGGUCGCCGGUCGGUUGGUGCAGACUGACGCCGUGCAGGUCUCCCCGGACAAGUUCGUGUUCAACCUGCCGGACUACGAGAACGUGAACCACGUGGUGGUGUUCAUGCUGGGCACCAUCCCGUUCCCCGCCGGGAUGGGCGGCGCCGUCUACUUCUCCUUCCCGGACCCGGUCAGCGGCGGCCCGGUGUGGCAGCUGCUGGGCUUCAUUACCAACGACAAGCCGAGCGCCAUCUUCAAGAUCUCUGGGCUGAAGGCCGGUGAGGGUGGAGCUCACCCGUUCGGCGCCGCCUCCUCCGGGUCUCCCUCCGCGGCGCAGGUCGGCGUGUCGGUGGAGGCUCUGGAGCAGCUGGUCCAGCAGAUCCCGGUGAGCAGCGCCGCCGUGUCCACCGUGGACUCGUUCUUGCAUUUCACCCAGAAGAUGCUGGACAGCUUCUACAACUUCGCCUCGUCCUUCGCCGUGUCCCAGGCCCAGAUGACCCCGAACCCCGGGGAGACCUUCAUCCCGUCCAGCUGCAUCCUCCGCUGGUACGAGAACUUCCAGAGGAGGAUGGCGCAGAACCCGAACUUCUGGAAGAACUGAACCGGGUCGGACUACAGACAGCAGCCCCACAGUGCCUCCACCAAGAGCUGUAGCUGGACUUCAAGACUGUAAAGCAGAGAAACACCUGAACAGGUAGACGGACUCCUGGAGAAGAACCUGUUUGGUCCUGAAGGUCCGACAUGAAGUUUAAAUCGAUGCCAUAAAUGAAAUAAGAACACCAAAUAAACAACAGAUAUCAGAACAAUGAAGUUUUGCAGUGCUUCUGUGUUUUUAUUCAUGGGAGUUGUAGUUCUUUGAUUGUUACUGCAGGUUUUGUAGUUUUUUAAAGUGUUUGCUCUGAUUUCUGCAUCCUGCUGCAGAUAGUUUUUAUUUUGAACUGAUUUUGUUUUUGAAAACAUUAAAGUGAAACAUUUUAUUUGAUGAGAGUUGAUUCCUGACGUUUGUGUGUUUUUCUGAUUUUAUUUUUGGCUUUUAUUGUGGCGGUCUAGAUUUUUUGUCUUGUGCCAAACCCGACAAGCUGAGUUUACUGAGAAAAUAAAUGAAAUCUUUUGAAAAUGUCUUUAAUAAUGUGA
Messenger RNA from Acanthochromis polyacanthus (spiny chromis), 1787 nucleotides. It is a transcript of the gene hikeshi, whose product is annotated as heat shock protein nuclear import factor hikeshi. Bases 661 to 1254 code for a protein of 197 amino acids. The transcript has a single exon. NCBI's taxonomy places the organism in Eukaryota, Metazoa, Chordata, Actinopteri, Pomacentridae. Gene Ontology annotation, molecular function: nuclear import signal receptor activity; Hsp70 protein binding. Gene Ontology annotation, biological process: protein import into nucleus. The record is from RefSeq and is a predicted model, not a curated record. Gene Ontology annotation, cellular component: nucleus; cytosol.